AUGUCUGUUGUAACCGAUCCAACCAGCGCUUCGACUAGCGCUGAGGCAAGCACGGGCCCCGCGGCAAACACGAGGCAACAGACGGCUGCGAGAAAAGAGAAGAUCGCGCUUCUUCGGGCGCAGCUCGCUGCUUUGGAGCUCGAGAACUCUGAGCUGGAAGGAGACUCCAAGAACGAUGAGGAGACACCUCAACAGGAUGAAGAUCUGAAGGAUCUGACGAAAGCGCACCAGGGUCAAGGCGGCGUGAUCAAAACUGAAACGGACGUCGAGCCGCAAAAGCUGGCUUCGUCAUCGUCAGUCCCACCGCCAGCGGUCUCAACCCCGGCGGUCCACCAGCCCGCACCCCGUCCGCAGGCAGUCGACUGGCAGCCCGCCAAGGCGCCCAAGCUGCUAGCCCCCUCGUUCGACGGCACGGCGGCAAAGCUGACCCAAUACGAGAAGGACUUGAAGCGUUACCGAUCGUACUUUCCAGAGGAGAGAUGGAACGAGAUCCUGUCUCUCACCUUGGUCGGGUCGGCCGCCGAUUGGUUCGCCUCUGGCAGCGACAAGGCGAUUGUCAACAUGAGCAAGCUGUCGGUGUUGGAGAUCCAGACGGUCCUCGACAAGUAUGCGGAGGUGUCGGGUCUGUCAGAAAGCGAGAUCGCGAAGGCUAUCUGGGCCGCCAUGUCUUCCGAAGUCUACCAGUUCGCGCGGAUGGAAAAUAUAUCCAAGGAUCUCCCGCCGUCUGAGCUCAUGGCGAGCCUAUGGGCGGUGCAGGAGUGGGAGAGCCGAAAGGUCACAGCGGCGCCGCCUCAACCGCAGCCGCAGCCGAGCUACAAGGCGCCGUUCUAUGGUCAGCGUGCGGCUCAACCGAAGCAGCAGCCUUCCCAGCCGCAGAAGCAGCAGACCAGCGUGGUGGCGGCGGUGGCGUUCGCGGAGGCUAUGGCGGCCAAGUACAACUUGUCGGCGGAGGAGCUCGAGAGACGUCGUCGUGAGCACCUUUGUUUCCGCUGUGGCUCUGGAACCCAUCUCAGGAAGACAUGCGGUCAGGCCCCGGCGGUGGCGGCAGUUCAAGUUCCAAUGAUCAAGUUGAGGACAGUGACGAAAGAGGAGAUGAAGGUGCGCGAGGGCGUGGCGCUGCGAGUUACUUUGGCGGGCCGGCAGUUGUGGGUCCAAGCGAUGAUCCUGGAUGGGCCGGUGGUGCCGCUCCUGUUGGGCAUGGAUGUGCUGGCGGCGGCAAAUCCUGUCAUCGAUCUGGCGACUCGGACGGUGCGGUUCGAGAGCAUGAAGCCGGUGGUUCUGCCCGAGGCGUACGCAGAGUUCGCUGAUCGUUUUGAGCCGAGCGGACCCAAGAAGUUGCCCGUGAGCCGACCUGGUUUUGAUGCGGUGAUCCGUAUUGACCCGUCCAAGCAGCUCAGGUGCGACCCGAACCGCAAGUUUGGCCGUAGCAAGGAGGAAGCUCUGAGGAAGUACGUGGAGGACGGCCUGAAGACUGGCAUGAUUGUGGAGUCCGAGUCCGCGUUCUGCUCCCAGCCCAUGUUCGUCAAGAAGGGUGAUGGCUGGCGCGUCUGUAUGGACUCCCGGCGUCUGAAUGAGGCGACGAUCAGGGAUCGGUACCCGUCGCCUGAUGCCUUGGCGCUGAUUGACAAGCUGAAGGGCGCGAAAAUUUUCAGCAAGUUUGAUCUCACGAGCGCGUUCUGGCAAGUGAGAUUGAGCGCCGACAGGUACUUUGACGACAUUAUUGUGUUCUCCAAGACGCCGGAGGAGCACGAGCUCCACGUGAAGCAGAUGCUGGCUCGGCUGAGGGAGUUUGACCUGUACGUCUCCUUGAAGAAGUGCGUGUUUGGCACGUCGAGUGUCGACUUCUUGGGGCGGCGGGUCAGCGAAGCCGGAGUGGCGGUGGAUCCUCGCAAGGUGCAGGCGGUCCUCAACUGGAAGCCGCCGACGGACGCGACUGGUGUGCGUGAGGUCAACGGCCUCGCGUCCUUCAUGAGGCGUCAUGUGCCGAACUAUGCCGAGCUGGCGCGCCCGAUGACGAUGCUGACGCGGAAGAAUGUCCCAUUCGUCUGGUCGGCAGAGUGCGAGAAGUCGUUCCGCGCGAUCCAGCAGGCGCUCGUCCAGGCGCCGGUGCUGGCGUACCCCGACACGUCGCGGCCGUUUGAGAUUUUCUCGGAUGCGUCAGAUCUCGCGUUGGGUGGUGUGCUGAUGCAGAGGUCGGAGUCCGGCGACGGUCUGCACCCGGUCGCCUACUACUCGCGCGUGUUCACGAAGCCAGAGAUCAACUACUCGGUCUACGACAAGGAGCUGCUGGCUAUCCUGGAGUGUCUCCGCGAGUGGCGACAUUACGUUUGCGGUUCUGGCAAGAUCACCGUUUGGUCGGACCACAGGAAUUUGCAGUGGUUUACGGAGACGCGGGAGCUGACGGCGCGCGAGGCUCGGUGGUGCGAGAUGCUGGGCGAGUUCGAUCUGGUCAUCAAGCAUCUGGAGGGCUCCAAGAACGGUGCGGCGGAUGCGAUGUCCCGUUCGGCGUCGGGAGCUGGGCCGAAGGAGAAGCUUAAGGGCCGGGUGUUGGACCCCGAGUUGUUGGUGGCUCCAGUCGCUGGCGAGGCCGAUGACGAGCAGAGCGAAGAUUUCGUUUUCUCGCCCGGGGCGACUCUGCCGAGCGCGCCUACGGUCAUGACGCCUACUGCCAUUCGCGAGGCUUUGCAGAAGGCGGUGGCCGAGGGGGAAGAAGAAGGAGUAGAGCUUCUAUCCUCCAAACGAUACCAACUUCACGACGGUCUCAUCAAGCGCGAGGACCGAGUGUUCGUCCCAGAACAUUUACGUCCACAGAUCCUGCGAUACCGCCAUGACGCAGCGACAGCACGUCACUGCGGGAACCGAAAGACACUUGAGGACUAUUCUCAAGGGUUUAACGCAGUCAUGGUCUGCAUCGAUCGACUGACUCGAGUUGCACAUUUCAUUCCGACGACAAAGUCUGUCACGGCGGAGGAAUCGGCUCAGUUGUUCCUGGAGAAUGUCGUGAAGCUGCACGGCGUUCCGGUUCGUGUCUUGUCUGAUCACGGACCUCAGUUCAUUGCAAAGUUCUGGAAGAAGCUAUGGAAGGCGAUGGACAUCGACCUCUCCUACUCUAGCGCGUAUCAUCCACAAGGAAACGGUCUUGUGGAACGGGUGAAUCAAGCGCUGGAGUCAUACCUGCGAGCGUACGUCGGUGAAGCCGAGGAUUGGUCAAGACUCCUCUGGUUGUGCGAGUUCACGUACAACAACACGGUGCACGCGGCGAUCCAGUGCAGUCCGUUCAUGGCCAUGUACGGGUUUCAGCCGGAAAUGGAUGAGAUUAACUUCAAGUCGCCGAAGGCACCUCAAACGGCAGCUGAUCGCGUGGAGGAACUCAAGGCACUGCGUUUCUCGUUGAGAGCGAAUAUUCACCGAGCAAACAUGUCCGCAGCCAAGUUCUAUGAUCGACACCACAAGGCAGCACCUCCGAUCACGGUGGGCAGCCUAGUCACAGUUCUGCGUCGCAGUCAGACGGCCGAACAACCGUAUGCCAAGUUGGCGUACGUACGCGAUGGUCCCUUCAAGGUCGUGAAGCAGAUCAAUGAGCGUGCCUUUGAGCUGGAUCUAGGUGAAGCAUCCAGCAAGUCCCGCACCUUCCAUGUAUCUGUCUUGGAAUUGUUUGUCGCUGAUGACGUUGAAGGUCGGAUUCGGCGGGUCCUGCCUCCUGUCAAGGACUGGGACGGAACAGUUCGACAUCGAGUCGAGGCGGUGAUUGAUUCGACUCGUCACAGCGAGAUUAUGUACUAUCGCAUCCGAGGGUAG
Molecule: messenger RNA, 3798 nt
Organism: Capsaspora owczarzaki ATCC 30864
Lineage: Eukaryota; Filasterea; Ministeriida; Capsasporidae
Exons: 6
Coding region: 1-3798 (1265 amino acids)
Biological process (GO): DNA integration
Molecular function (GO): nucleic acid binding
Source: RefSeq, a predicted model, not a curated record